AUUAGUUCUUGACUCUUGAAUUUUUAUAUUUCAUAAUUGUUAUGUACUGUGUUUCUAUUGCGGAGCUUUGGUAUAAGUACCAUUAAUAAUUCAUAUUAAUAUAAAAUCAAAUAAUAUCAAGUUACGAUAGUUAAUGAUUUUAUUUUUCUAUCCUUGAAGGAAGUAAUGUCAGGAAGAAGAGAUAGAUCUAGGUCCCCUUUAAGAGGAGAUAAUAGUGGGCGGAGAAGAGAUAACAAAAAUGGAGAUCACAGUAAAAAUUCUGAUAACAUGUCUAAUGUAAUUAAUCCAAUGAUGAUGCCGAAUAUCUAUCCUCAAGGAAAUAUGAUGAUGGGUGGAAUGUUUAAUAUGAUGAUGCCUAAUGCUAUGAUGGGCGGAGGUAUGAUGACAUCUCCUGGAAUGGACCUGAUGCAGGGACCUGGAAUGGAAAUGAUGUCUCAAGCUACUAUGGAUAUGUCAACAAUUGGACCUCAAACUUUACCACCUGCGCCUCCCCCAUUAGAUAUGGGUAUGAUAGGAGGUGUUAUGGUAGACCCUUCUAUGAUGGGAAUGUAUCCUCCCAAUAUAGGAAGUGAAGUGCCACAUGAUAAAAAGGAAGUAAUUUUAAAACUUUGUAAAUUGAUUCCACCUGAUCCAGGAACUCAGCAACCACCACGUAGAGCAAGACCUCCAGGUUGCCGAACAAUCUUUGUAGGAGGAUUACCUGAUAAAAUAAGGGAAAGUACAGUUAGAGAAAUAUUCGAACGCUAUGGAAGAAUUCAAAUCUUAAGGUUGUCCAAAAAAAACUUUUGUCACAUACGUUUUGACCGAGAAAGUUGUGUGGAUGCGGCAAUGAUAAUAUCAGGAUAUCGAAUAAAGCUUUUGAACAAAGAUAAAGAUGACAUUGAAGAAGAUGAGGACUCCCAUGCCACAAAUGGUUGGCUGCAUGUUGACUAUGCAUUGAGUAGAGAUGAUCAAAAUGAAUAUGAAAGACGUCAGCGUCAAGCCCUUCGUGUCCAGCAACAACAGAUACAACAGCUAACAGCACAACAUGAGGCUAUAGCAAAUCGAAACAUGAACUAUCAUCGCUCACCAUCACCUGUUAGAAUACAACCAUUCUCUAAUGCAGCUGUUGUUCAAUUAGCUGAAAAGAUAAAGAAUGAAGAACAUUUUCCGAGCACUCUGCCCACAUUAAUAUCAUGGCUUGAAAGAGGAGAAUGCUCGAAAAAAAAUUCGAAUCAGUUUUAUUCAAUGAUUCAAGCUACAAAUUCACAUAUCCGAAGGCUAUUUAAUGAAAAAAUGCAAUCAGAGGAGGAAUUACAGGAAUGCAAGGAGAGAGUGAAAACUCACAUACAGAAUAUUAUAGAGCAACUCGAACAGGUGGCGAAAGUGUUUAGUGCGGCCACCCACCAGCGUGUGUGGGACCACUUUACUAAACCCCAGCGGAAGAACAUCGAAACAUGGCAGAAAAUGACACAGGAAUUUAAUACUUUGAAAGAAGAAUUUAAUGAGAAAUUUGUAGUAGAUGACACAGAUUUUAAUGGAUUUAAUAACCGAGUUAUUAAUUUCGACAAUAAUAAUGAAGAAAUACAGGAACUGAAGCGCGAGAAUGAAAGUCUUCGAUUUCAACUCGAAGCGUACAAAAAUGAAGUUGAUGUAAUAAAAGCAGAUGCGCAAAAAGAAAUGGAGAAAUUUAAAGCUCAAUUUAUAGCACGGCAAGCUUUACAAGGAGCGAUGGAUAAAACUCCGCCUUUACCUUCGCCUGUAAAUAAACCGCCGCCUCCACCGCCUUUACCUGAAGAACUCGACUCUAAAGUUCAUUUGAAAGAAGAAGUAGAGGUCCAGUGUGGAGAAGCGAAGUUGAUUGGUGUUAUGUCCGCAUUUUUGCAGGUGCACCCACAAGGCGCUAGUCUCGAUUACGUAGUGUCGUACGUCCGUGCGUUGUUCCCGAGCGUCUCGCAGGCGACCAUACAUCACGUCCUACAGAAACAUGACGAAGUGUUCGAACGAACCACUAGUGGCGUCGGAGCUAAUAUCGAAAACAGAUGGACGUUUGUUGCUUUCAAUACUAAGACAAACUGAAAAUUGUAAUAGUUGAAUGAAAACACUAUAUAUUUCUAUGUUAUAGAGUUUACUAUUGUAAAAUUUAAAAAUUAGGAUAAUGGUUAUAACCAUACUGAUAUAUAUCUUAUACAGAUGAUACCGUAUCCGUACCGUUUUAAAACUAUUUGGUUGGAUAUUGUUUUUCAGGCACUUAAGAGUAUGGUAUAAGUUUUUAAAAUUUAUAUUUUAUAUUAUGUAAAAACAACUAAAAAACCU
Messenger RNA from Nymphalis io (European peacock), 2295 nucleotides. RefSeq names its product ecto-NOX disulfide-thiol exchanger 2-like. Gene Ontology annotation, molecular function: protein-disulfide reductase activity; RNA binding. The transcript is spliced from 10 exons. Gene Ontology annotation, biological process: ultradian rhythm. Gene Ontology annotation, cellular component: external side of plasma membrane; plasma membrane. Bases 166 to 2058 code for a protein of 630 amino acids. Lineage: Eukaryota; Metazoa; Arthropoda; Insecta; Lepidoptera; Nymphalidae. The record is from RefSeq and is a predicted model, not a curated record.